AUGAACAACGCCGGCGAUGAGAGCGUCGCCGCCGUGCUCGAGACCUUCCACGCGAUGAAGCCCGAGAAAGCGAAACAGCAACGCGCCUCGCGCCUGCCUCCGUACCGGGGCACCCCCGUCAGAGCCGCGAGCACGACCAGUUUGGUCCCGCGCCUUCGCAAGCCGGUGGAGAAGCCCGACGCCCUCACGCGUGCGCAGGAGCUGCAGGUGACGGUCGCCGACCUCACGCAGCGCUUGCGUGCCAAGAGCGACCAGUGCGACGAGCUCCAUAGCUGCGUGAGCCGACUCAACAAGGAGCUACGCCUCUCGGUGGACCAAGCGUCGCUCCUUCAACACUCCACGGCCGAGAAGGACAAGGAAAUCCAGACGCUGCGGGCGCACGUCGACGACUUGUACCAAGUGCAGCAGCAGCUCCGCGCCGAGAGUCUCCAGUCCAAGGCCGCGCUCACCCGUCGACUGUCGGGCGACAUGGUCCUGCCACCCUCACCCGAGUCCAACGAGAUGCCGGCGCGGCGGACCUCGGUGGCGCUCGACGAUACGAUGGAGUGUCUGCGCCUCCAACUCGCGCAACUCGAUGCACAGUGCCAGACGCAAUCCAGUGAGCUGCAGCGAUCGACGGCCGAGAACACGGCGCUGCUUGCGUCGAUGCGGCAGUGGCAUGCGAUGCUGUCACUACCGCCCGAGGACGCGGACGAGGGGCUCACCGAGGCGCUGUCGCAGGCGCUGUCGCGUGAUGUUCUGGCGCAAGAUCGUCGUCGCGACGAGCUUGUAGCGACCUGCGACGCACAGCGUAAGGAACUCCUCGCCUUUCGUCUCGAGAAGGCUCUGCAGCAUCGGUACCGCGCCACCUCCGACUCGAUCUACGACUUGGAAGCUCAAGUGGAGGCACUGGCAGCAGCGAACGCGCAAUUGCGUGACGCAGCGCAGAACGAAGCGGCGAGAAGUGAGCUCUGGGCGACGCAGUGCAACGUCGUGCAAGAAGCCCUCGAGGCGCUCAGUGACCGGUGGGAAGCAUCUCUCGACGACGAGCGACAGGCGGCGGACGAGAAGCUCAGCGCUGCCCAUGAGCACAUUGAAAUGCUCGAGCAGCAGCUGCAAGAUGAGGCCAGAGACCACGAGGCGGUGGUGGAAGCGUACGCAGCGUGCCGAGAGGACCUGCUCCAGGCCCAAGAGGCGCUGAACGCGGCCACAAACCACUGCGAGUUUGUGCAGAGCCAGCUCCAAAAGCUCCAGUGGACGCGCUGCCAGGCGCGCUGUCGAUGCUGUGACGAGAGCACGCAGACGACAACAACAACGACGACAUCCGACGGAUCAACGCCUUGUCCGGAGGACGUGCCACGUCACGAGGCAGUGAGCUCGAUAGCAAGUGGCAUCGUGGCGGCGGGCGACUUUACGCCGGCGGUUGUCGGCGGUGCCAGCGUCCUCCCCGAUGACACAAGUACUCUGAGCAUCCAUAGCGGUGAUGCAAGCAACGACAAGAAGAUCGGCUCGACAAAAAGCAGCAAGCAAGGACCAUCGCCGGUCAAGGCGACGUCCCAGUGGAUCACGGUCAUCGAGGCGAUGCAGGCCAACCACGAGCUGGAACUCGACGUCCUCCGGUCGGACGUCGCGGACGCCCUUACCAAGCUUGCGGCGCGCGACGCCGAGGUCGACCAGCUCGCCUUGGACCUUGAGGCGAGUCACUGCGCGGCGGGCAAGCUGCGCGUCGACUAUGACGUGGCAGCGGGUGGCCCGUGGGCGCCAAUAGCAGCCUUUCCACAGACACCAGGCGGUCGCCUUCUUGCAGUUGCGUGCGAGACGUUUGAAGGCGUCGACAGCGAAAGUCCAACCGAGAUGAUCGCACCGACGAUCGCCGUGCUGCUCGACGACCUCCCGCCUCCACAAGAACGCACGGUCGCGCUCGAAGCACGCGCGCUUGAAAUGGUUCUGGAAGAGCUUGGGCUCGCGCACGCCGACGUCGAGUCGCACCGCGUCUGCGUGCGCGAUGUUCAGAUGCAACUCCUCGCGACAGAAUCGCAGCUCGCGAAAGCCGUCGAAACAAAUCACAUGCAAGCAGAAGAGACUGCGUGCCACCGCCAAGUCCACAGUCCUCUUCGCGACGACCUGCUCCGAAGCGCAUCACCUGUCGACCUCGGCGAUUGCAGCACCGAGACAGAGCAACUGUACAUGCACAUUGAAGACCUCCGAGCAACCCACAUUGCGUCGACCGAUGCAACCCAAUUGGCAAUGACGCUUCUACAGAGCGAGGCCACCACCCGUGCCGCCGAAGCCGACAUCCGCAUUGCACGGCUCACAUCGGCGUUAGACGAGGCAGAAAAGACGAUGAUUUCGCUGCGUCAUCGCGCUGCGACGCAAGACGCUGCGCUCAUCGAGGCUUACGCUGCGCUCACGAAGCAAACGGAGGAGCUUGCGACUUGCUACACCGAGAACGCAAGUGCCCAAGCGCGCAUCGCGGCGCUUGUGGCCGACCACGCGGCUGUCGUUGAGCAAUUGGAGCAGCACGGUAUGCAGAGCGAAGAGUUGUCGCCGGUACGAGGGCUGCAGGACCUCGUUGCGCGCCAAGAGACGUGCUUGGCAACAAUGGCCGAAGAAAAGGUCACGCUGCUCGACCACUUGCGCACGCAAGCCAUCGAGUUGCAGCAACUGCUCUCGCCGGACGUGACAACGAUCGGUGGCAAGGCCGACGAAGCGUGCCCGACGCUGCUAUUGCACCAAGAGCUUGUGCACCAACUCUCGUUGCUCGUGCGCACCUUGCAGUACGACGUGGAAAUGUACAAGGCGACGAUCGAGACGCUCGAAGCCGACCGCCGCGUGCUUACGUGCGAAGACGACGAGUGGCCGCGCCGCAUCGAGCUCUCCGCGGAGAUCCGAGCACCGAUGGCCACCGACGACGGCGACGUCGGUCCGUGGGAGACAGACAUGGACGCGACGCCGUGCCUCGAGCGCGGGCUCUGGACGAUUCUGGAGACGACCGACGACGACAGUGAACCGGUUGAUACCACCAUAAGCCCUGGCUGUGUGUGGGGAACCGAGCUACCCGCGCUACGCUCCGAGCUCGAGCUUCUCAACGUCGAUUUAACGACGUCGGCGAUGGACACGGACGUGCUGCAGCACCUUGCCGACCGCCUCGACCACCAUGAAGGUGCUUUAAGACCGACCACCGAGGCCGAGUCGGAGAUUGUGGCCCUCUUGCACAACACCCAGUGCCUCCUGACGCGUCUCCUCGCCUCGGCAACGACGCCGCAGGAGCCGGUGGCAACCGACAAGACGAAGCUCGAGGCGCCCGACGAAGCCGAGUGCCGCAUCCGUUGUUGGGACGCCGUCGACGCGCCGACGACCGACAUCGAUGACGAGCCAACGCCAGCUCCCCUUGGGGUUGUCGUUGUGCACAUCGGCAGCCACGAGAUCCAGGCCGGUGUCGUGCGCAGUGGCACGAGCCAAAGCGUCCCCGACCUCCGGCUCCUGACCAAGCACAUUGAUGCCCGGUCGCCUGCGGCACCGCUCUUGCGUCUCGGUGCGAUCGAGGACUUUGACGCGUUCGAGGCGACGCUGCGCCGCGUCUUUUCGCUGCUCCAGGUGGCGCCGCCCCAGUACAAGAUGGUGCUCUUGCACAAGCCGUCCAUCUCGCCGCUCGAGAAAGAACGCAUGGUCGAAAUGGCCAUCGAGCACUGCCGCGCGGCCAGCGUCAACCUCGUGACGCACGCCCAAGUCGCGCUCGUGGCUGCCGGUCGCCACACGGGUCUCGUCGUCGAUAUUGGCGUCGACACGCUUUACGUGGUGCCCAUCUUUGAAGACAUGGUCCUCGAGCAUGCCGUCGUCAAGCUUGCGCUCGCGUCUCCCGUGUGGUCUGCGUCCGAGGCGUCCGAGGCUCGAGCGCUGGACCGCCUCUUCGAACCCGACGCUGCGCAGUGUACGAAGAUCGCCAUGGCGUCUGAGAUGGGGAGUGAUUGCCUGGCCGUGUAG
Molecule: messenger RNA, 3963 nt
Organism: Saprolegnia parasitica CBS 223.65
Lineage: Eukaryota; Oomycota; Saprolegniomycetes; Saprolegniales; Saprolegniaceae
Exons: 9
Coding region: 1-3963 (1320 amino acids)
Source: RefSeq, a predicted model, not a curated record